ACGGUGCAGCAGCUCCGGCAGCCGCGCGCACAGCCGGUAAAACAGCCGGUCCAGAUCCUCAACCAGCCGGUGACGAGAGGGUAACCACAGGGUAACCAGAGGGUAAAAGCAGCCGGUAAACGGACCGUCACACGGUGAAGAUGAGGCUGAUGAUGAAGAUGACAGUCGCUCCGCUCGGCGGUCAUGUGCCUUUCGGUGGAGGAUGGCCCAUUAGCAUUAAGCUCUCUUCCGUCAGUCAGGAGGUGUGAGAAAAGCAGAGGAUCAUGGGAGAUGGAGGCCCUCUGCAGACAGAGGGGAACGCCCUCCUCAAAGCUGUCUUCCAGGGGAAGCUGAGGCUGACCCGCCUGCUGUUGGAGGGUGGAGCUUACAUCAAUGAGGGUAAUGAGCGCGGGGAAACACCCAUCUCUGCCGCAUGCAUCGCCUCCUAUGACGAGUCUCAGACCCGUCAGAGGAUGGUGCGCUACCUGCUGGAGAAGGGUGCCGAUCCGAAUAUACCGGACAAAAGUGGGCGCACGGCGCUGAUGCAUGCCUGCGCAGAACGGGCAGGGAAGGAGGUGGUAUCACUGCUCCUAGAGAAUGGAGCUGACCCCAGUCUCAAAGACUACAACGGCUCCUCUGCACUUGUACACGCCAUCAACCGGGGAGACCGUGACACCCUGCAGGUGCUGCUGGAUGCCUGCAAGGCUAAAGGUAAAGAGGUGAUCAUCAUCACCACUGACACAUCACCAUCCGGCACCAAGAAGACCAAGCAGUACCUAAACUCUCCACCAUCACCAGGCAUCGUUGACAAGCUGACGCCCGCCUGCAUGUCUCCAUCCGAGGUAGAGAUUGGCACUUCAUCUCCGGCAGACCAAAACAAGAAUGAAGAGGGAAUCUUCAGCUUUGCGCUUACGUCGGCCCUGCCACUGCCAUCGGCCAGGCCACCAGGAGAGAAGAGGCUACCGCCCCCCCGUAAGCUGCUGAAGAGGCUGAACUCAGAGCCCUGGGGCCUGGUGGCUCCAUCGGUGGCUGCAUCAGUGGCUGCGUCAGUGGCUCUGCCGACAAACACUGUCCCUCAACGUCCUGACCAAAACCUGGAGGAGGAGGAGGGUGACCUGAGCCGGACCAUCACCGAGAUUAAUGGGAUGUCCAUCUCUGAGCCUGCCAGACCUCUGUUGUCACGACGACACAGCAUUGAGACCCACGACCCCAAACUGAUCGACCGAUCCUGCUCUGAGGACUGCAACACCCUCAGCGGCUCCUGGGCCGAAAAGGUCCAGCAGCACCAGAUCCUGUAUCGCAGAAACACGGCCCCUGAGACCCAGGAAAAUGCAGCAGGCCCUGGUCUUGGUCCAGCAGCUCGGGCCCUGGCUCACCCCAAACUGACUCGGAUGGAGCACUACGAGUCGGACACCCACCUCUGCCCUGAGUCGAUUCCGGGCUCCCCAGAUUCGGGCCGGGUGUCAGUGGAGCGGCGCCGGUUCAAUGCUUCGCCCCUGUCCCUGGUCACCAGCUCUUCCCGGGAGUCUCUUGAGAACAUCCCCAACUCCGUGUCCCCCCUCACAGUGCGGCGGCGGCCCCCAGGGCUCCUGGAGCGCAGAGGAUCUGGGACGCUCCUCCUGGACCACAUCUCCCACACUCGGCCAGGGUUCCUGCCCCCCCUCAACAUUAACCCGCAGAGACCCAUCCCUGACAUCCGGGCCAAUGGGAAGCCCACGUCUCCAGUUCACUCCCACAAGAUCCUGGUCCCGGUGGCCCCAGCUUCACCCAAACGGGGUCCAGAUUUUAAGAUGAAGAAGAAACUGAUGAGGAGGCACUCGAUGCAGACGGAGCAGAUGAAGCAGCUCUCCACCUUCCAGGAGAUUCUGAACGAGAAGGUCAUCGAGUCCAACGGGGACUGAGGACCAGGAGGGAACAGGGCAUGAUGGGUAAAACUGGGGGAGGGGCACCAAAGGCACUUAUCUCCAGGUGUUAAGUAUUCUACUGACUAUAUUCACAUGGCAGCCAUUUGUCAGUAAAGUAAGAAUGAAGAGAUGGUCUUGAACAUGGAGUUGGUUCUGUCAGUGUCAUUUGAUCAAACUGAUCAAAUGGAGGAUAAAAAAUACUGGAAAUACAGGAAGUCAUUGUUACAAUAGAAGAGUUUUCAUGGGUCAAGUGAGGUGGGAUUCCAUCUUGAUCAUAUCGUCCAUGUGUUUAACUAUUGACUGAAGAAAAUGAAAGAUUUAAACAAUUUGACAUUUAGUUUCACUGUUUCUUCAUUAAACCCUUCAAAUAACCAGUUCAGUUGCUGUGAGCACAGAUUGGCUGAUUAUUUACUGACUGUUUUUCUAUUAACACUUCUUACUGGCAGAAACUUUUAUUGCAGAGGUUUGUUGACAGAAUCUGACAUCUGCUGUGUAAUACUCUGAAAAGGAAAAAGCCUGGAGAGCAAACACAAAGUUUUUAAAUGAAGAUUAAUAUCAACAUUAGGUUUGUUGAAGCAUUUACAUGACAAAACUAUCCAUUAGUUUAUACCAACAUUAUAAAGUAACUGACAUAUGGUUUAAGGGCAUAUUUUUGAUGCUGAUCAAGAGAUUUAUUUAUUCAUUUUUUCAGUGUAGUCAUUCACUUAAUUAUUCAUUUAAGCCAAGUGAUUGGUGUUAAUAUUAUCUAGCUAUCAUAAUCAGCAAAAGGUAGCACUGAUAGUAUGUUUUAAACUAGAAAUACUGAGUUAAAAUGACAGCUCAAAGGUUUAAAAUCAUUCUCAUCUAGAUUUAUUUUACAACUGGUUUGAUGGUUGAUCCUGCAUUUAUCAACCAGUUACUUUAACUUAGAUGUUAAGUUCAACUCUUCUCUGGUUUACAAUGAAAUGAAAGAGUCUUAAUUUCAGACACACGCAAGGUGUUUUUAGUAUUAACGAACGCCUGGGGGUGAUAUCUGCUGAAAAACGUUAUCAACUUUUUCAUGCUUCAAACAAUUGUUAUUUUUGCCAUUAGAAAUUCACAGCUGCUCAACUUCUGCUUAACCUGCCUGCCUCUAGUCACUCUAUACAAACUUUUAUCCAAUUUGUAACCUCUUAACCCUUAAUAGGGCACUCAUAGAAAUACCCUGAAAUUAAAAAUUUCAACCUUGGUGUGCUAUUGGAGGACCUAACAAGACUUUAUUACUUUUGUGAAAUUUUUCACAUUUUUUUAUUAUGUAGAAAAUCAAGGUCAAUAAAAUUACCAUAUGUGGUUCCUUACUCGUAUGUGACCUCCCAAAAAAUCCAAGUAAAUAUAAAAAAUACAAGAAAAACAUAUGUAAGGUGAAAGGAACAUGUAUUUUAGAACUGUUGCUGUCACUGUCUUAUAAAGUUUGCAGAAAUUACCAAAAAUAAUCACUUGCCUGAUAAAAGGUUAAUUAUAAGUUUGCUUCAGAGCUACUGGAUAUUUUAUGGAAAAAGUGUCUCCAAGAAAUUGAUAGUUAAACUGUGUGACAUUAGUUACUUUUUAAAGUUUUCACAGGCUUGUGAAUUGAUUUGUUAUUAGUGGUGCUAAUGUUGAAGCCUGGUUUUACCUUCAACACAAUGGAUGUAAUAUGUAGUCCAGUCUUUGUUUGCUUUAUAAGGUUCUACAAACCAAUACUGACGUCAGAGAAUGGCUGCCAUGUGAAUACAGUCAAGUGUUAAUUGAAAGUUAGUAAUAAACUAACAACUAAAGUUUUCAGCUUGAAACUAAUUCUGCUGAAACUUAGAUCCCAUUAUGGUUCAACAGGUCAUCAUUAAUUGGCUAAUAUUUAGUUAAACAUCUUUAAACCAAACAUUUAAAGACUUCGGGGUAUUUAAUAUUUGAAUUGAAAGAUCAUCCGAUGAAGAACUUGAAAAAUAACCAUAAUCUGUAGCUCAAAAUAAUGCUUUCAUUCACAAUGUUUACUCUUGAAACACAUGUUGAACCUCCUGAAGAUGCUUCUGAGUCAGAUUUUAGCAUUUUGGUACCUCGCCUCCCGUUUCAUUUCAUCUUAGUGCUCUGAAUUCUCUGUUCAAUGGAAAACAUGAAUCAUAUAGAAGAACCGGGAUGUGUUGAUGUUUACAGAUGCACAAUUUGCACCGAGGUCUCGUCAUGUGACUGAUGAUAAACUUUUAAGUGAUAAACUGAACUCUGCGCUGUACGCUCUGUAAUUAUCUUUAGUCCACAUUAUAGUUGGUAUUUCAGUGUCAAAGAUCCAAAACAAACUAUUUCUCCUGGACGGAUGCUCCAGACUCUGUUUCUGUACUUUAAUCACUUGGAGGUGUUUUUAUGAUCCGUUCGUGUCCAAACAAGUUCAAUGACAACGUGUUUGUGGUUUCAUACAAAUCCAAAGAAGAAGAUGAAGAAGGAGUAGAGGCUGGAGCCAAAACCUGCUGCUGAGACUUGAAACCCUGCAAAGAUCUGGAGCCUCCACCAGGGGGCACUGGCAGUUAAAGACAUGUCUGAUGCCUACAAUGACCUCUUUCUACAGACUCUGAAUCACAGCAAAAUGAUUUACACAAAAGAUGGACUGCUACUUUAAAACAAAACCAAACUUAGUUCACAAAAGAAAAUAUAUUAGACACAUGUUCUCAUAAUUAUGGCCUGAGCUGCGACCAGCAUGAAGGUCUGGUUCAAACUGUGGAUUCUACUCACAAACGAAUUUCACUUUGAGGAGCAGAAAAUAGUAUGAAAUUCUCAAAAUUUUGUACAUGUGUCAGAAAAAAACAUACUUUAUGGUCCUUGGUCAUGGAUCUGCUAAAAAAAAGGCUCAGCAGCUCCCCCAUACACAAUUUACAAGAAUUUUUGUUCCAUUUUUUAUUAUGUCUUGUCAUUGAUUUUUCAAGUCUAAUUUUAGAGAAAUAUUAUAAGAUAUAGAACACAUCAUGAUUUGCAUAAAAUUUGAGUGAAACAAUGUAGUUUUGAAAUUAAGUAAAAAUAGUGUAUAUGAAUUUACAUUUAUCCCAGACUCGUCAAACGUUGUUCUUCAGGGGUUAAAUGUUUAAAGAAUAAUCAACGCCUUCUUGAAAACAAAAUCACAACAUAUACAAUCCAUAUAUUGCUUUUUCAUAGCAGCCAUUUUGGUUUGCGAAAGCACUCAAUGCACUGACAUUACUAGCAACAUUAACAAUGGCCCUGUUCCAUUUAGUUUUCUCAGGAGGUCCUUAUAGUGUAACAUGCACAAUUCAACAGGCCUUAAACUGAUGCAGCUAAAUGGGAUGCAGCCAUUAUUAACCGACCUGUUCCUCCUGUGUGUAUUUUCUGUCUUUUGGUCAAAAUGUUUGAUGUAAAAAA
This is a messenger RNA of Sphaeramia orbicularis (orbiculate cardinalfish), 5237 nucleotides long. RefSeq names its product ankyrin repeat domain 34A (gene ankrd34a). Lineage: Eukaryota; Metazoa; Chordata; Actinopteri; Kurtiformes; Apogonidae. Gene Ontology annotation, molecular function: protein binding. The record is from RefSeq and is a predicted model, not a curated record. The transcript is spliced from 4 exons. Bases 264 to 1880 code for a protein of 538 amino acids.